This is a messenger RNA of Protobothrops mucrosquamatus (brown spotted pit viper), 2085 nucleotides long. RefSeq names its product DNA (cytosine-5)-methyltransferase 3B. Lineage: Eukaryota; Metazoa; Chordata; Lepidosauria; Squamata; Viperidae. Gene Ontology annotation, molecular function: DNA binding; DNA (cytosine-5-)-methyltransferase activity, acting on CpG substrates. The annotation marks the transcript as partial. The record is from RefSeq and is a predicted model, not a curated record. Gene Ontology annotation, cellular component: nucleus. The transcript is spliced from 19 exons. Gene Ontology annotation, biological process: negative regulation of transcription by RNA polymerase II.
AUGAAGCGAGAGAAGAACGCCAGCUGGACGACGGAGGGGGAGGAAGAUCUGGUCUUGGUCAACGGGAACUGCAGCGACUCGGACCCUCCCCUCAAGGAGGAAGACCACACAGAUGCCAGCCAGGCGGAAAGUGUGACAUGCCACACAAAGAAGGAGGAGGAGGAGGAGACUGAUGACAUUCCCAAGCAAGGCUGGGAGGUCCCGUUGCGAGGAAGCGCCGGCUGGGAGAACAGCCUGAGACAGAAACCGCCGCCCCGGAUCGUCUUCCAGGCUGGGCCCGCCUCGCAGGACAGGAAGCCCAAAGACGACGUAGAAAGCAUAGAAGGUUUCAAGGAACGUCACAAAAUCAGGCACUCAAAGAGGCUUUCCGGAUUUAUCCAGAAAAACUACUCCGAAGAGGAGAUUUCCAAGCAGAAGGAGAACACCCAGGUCCCGAACGGCUGUGAAUACCGAACACUGAGAAAGAUGGAAGAAUAUCAGGACGGGAAAGGCUUUGGGUUCGGAGAGCUCGUCUGGGGCAAGAUCAAAGGCUUUUCUUGGUGGCCGGCCAUUGUGGUGUCCUGGAAGACCACCUCCAACCGCCAGGCGGCCCCCGGCAUGCGCUGGGUGAAAUGGUUUGGGGACGGAAAGUUUUCGGAGAUCUCCGCUGAGAAACUGGUGGGGCUGGUGAACUUCCAGGACCAUUUUAACCCCACCACCUUUCAGAAGUUGGUGUCCUACCGGCAAUCCAUUCUCCACGUUUUAGAGAUCGCCAGCAGCCGCGCUGGGAAGACCUUCUCCAGCGUCCCUGGGGAGUCCCUGGACGAGAAGCUGAAGCCGAUGCUGGAUUGGGCCACCCAGGGAUUCAAGCCCGCCGGAGAGAAGGGCCUACGGCCCCCCAAGACUUCAGAACGGAUGGUUUCUGAAGCCAAAAAUAACAAAAAGAGCUUGGAAGACAGCUGCCUGUCCUGUGGGAAGAAAAACCCGGUCACUUUCCACCCGCUGUUCGAAGGAGGACUCUGCCGGACCUGCCAGGUGAGUUGGGCACGGGGCGGGCAAGAUUGUGCGUUCACCUGGCAUCAGGAGGUGCCCAAAAUCUACCCUGCCAUCCCAGCUGCAAAACGGAAGGCCAUCCGCGUGCUGUCUCUCUUCGAUGGCAUCGCCACAGGUUACCUGGUCCUGCGGGAUCUGGGCAUCCAAGUGGAGAAAUACAUCGCUUCCGAGAUCUGCGAGGACUCCAUCUCGGUGGGGACUGUGCGGCAUGAAGGAAACAUCCGAUACGUGCAUGACGUGAGGAACAUAACCAAGAGACACAUUGACGAGUGGGGUCCCUUCGAUUUGGUGAUCGGCGGAAGCCCCUGCAACGACCUGUCCAUCGUCAACCCCGCCAGAAAAGGUUUGUAUGAAGGGACCGGCCGGCUGUUCUUCGAGUUCUACCACCUUCUGAAUUACACCCGCCCCAAGGUUGGGGAAGACCGUCCCUUCUUCUGGCUCUUCGAAAACGUGGUGUCCAUGCGGGUCAACGACAAGAGGGACAUCUCCCGUUUCCUGGAGUGCAACCCGGUGAUGAUCGAUGCCAUCAAGGUCUCUGCUGCGCACAGAGCCAGAUAUUUUUGGGGCAACCUGCCAGGGAUGAAGAGGCCUGUGGUGGCCUCGAAAGGAGACAAGCUGGAGCUUCAGGAUUGCCUGGAGUACAGUCGGACGGCCAAGAUUGACGAGUGGGGUCCCUUCGAUUUGGUGAUUGGCGGAAGCCCCUGCAACGACCUGUCCAUCGUCAACCCCGCCAGAAAAGGUUUGUAUGAAGGGACUGGCCGGCUUUUCUUCGAGUUCUACCACCUUCUGAAUUACACCCGCCCCAAGGUUGGGGAAGACCGUCCCUUCUUCUGGCUCUUUGAAAACGUGGUGUCCAUGCGGGUCAACGACAAGAGGGACAUCUCCCGGUUCCUGGAGUGCAACCCGGUGAUGAUCGAUGCCAUCAAGGUCUCUGCUGCGCACAGAGCCAGAUAUUUUUGGGGCAACCUGCCAGGGAUGAAGAGGCCUGUGGUGGCCUCGAAAGGAGACAAGCUGGAGCUUCAGGAUUGCCUGGAGUACAGUCGGACGGCCAAG